GAAGACCUUCAGCAUUGCCCUGGCAGAGCAGAGCCAGGCCCUCUAGUUGGAGAUAUGUGUAACACGCCGACUUACUGUGACCUAGGAAAGGCCGCGAAGGAUGUCUUCAAUAAAGGAUAUGGAUUUGGCAUGGUCAAAAUAGAUCUGAAAACCAAGUCCUGUAGUGGAGUGGAAUUUUCUACUUCUGGUCAUGCCUACACUGAUACAGGGAAAGCGUCAGGCAAUCUAGAGACCAAAUAUAAGAUCUGUAACUAUGGACUUACCUUCACUCAGAAAUGGAAUACAGACAAUACUCUUGGAACAGAAAUCUCUUUGGAGAAUAAGUUGGCUGAAGGGUUGAAACUGACUCUUGAUACCAUAUUUGUACCGAACACAGGAAAGAAGAGUGGAAAAUUGAAGGCCUCGUAUAAACGGGAUUGUUUCAGUCUUGGCAGUAACGUUGAUAUUGAUUUUUCUGGACCAACCAUCUAUGGCUGGGCUGUGUUAGCUUUUGAAGGUUGGCUUGCUGGCUAUCAGAUGAGUUUUGACACAGCCAAAUCCAAACUGUCACAGAAUAAUUUCGCCCUGGGUUACAAGGCUGCAGACUUCCAGCUGCACACUCAUGUGAAUGAUGGCACUGAAUUUGGAGGGUCUAUCUACCAGAAGGUUAACGAGAAGAUAGAAACGUCAAUAAACCUUGCUUGGACGGCCAGCAGUAACAACACCUGUUUUGGUAUCGCUGCUAAAUACAAGCUGGACUAUAGAACUUCUCUGUCUGCUAAAGUAAAUAAUGCCAGCCUGACCGGACUGGGUUAUACUCAGACCCUUCGACCGGGCGUCAAACUGACCCUGUCAGCUUUAAUCGAUGGAAAGAACUUCAAUGCAGGAGGCCACAAGGUUGGGUUGGGAUUUGAACUAGAAACUUAACGUGGUUUUGAGUAAAGCAUCCGAUUUGUCCCUGGAGGUGAAGAGAACCCACUAUGUUUUGGCCUUAAAAUUCUUCUGUGAAAUUUCAAAAGUGUGAACUUUUUAUUCUUCCAAAGAAUUGUAAUCCUCCCCACACUGAAGUCUAGAGAUCGCAAGUCCAUCCAAAGGGAGGUACUUGAAGGCAUGCCUGGAAGUUGUCAUGUUUGUGCCACAUUUCAGCUGAGUUCCGCAGUGUUAUUUUUAAUGUGUUCCUCAGCGAUAGUGUAGCGUCAUGUUACAAAGGAAAUGACCCGGUCCUCCAGUACAUCACGUCCUGCAUGUCCCACGCCACUUUUUCAUGACCUUUUAAUAUAUUGGUCUCUGUGCUGUAGUGGAAUCUUUGGUUUUGCAUCAGAAUAAAAUAAAAUAAACCUAUCACAUUUGGAACA
Mustela erminea (ermine) is the source of this 1334-nucleotide messenger RNA. RefSeq names its product voltage-dependent anion-selective channel protein 3-like. Gene Ontology annotation, molecular function: voltage-gated monoatomic anion channel activity. Gene Ontology annotation, cellular component: mitochondrial outer membrane. Gene Ontology annotation, biological process: monoatomic anion transmembrane transport. The record is from RefSeq and is a predicted model, not a curated record. Bases 55 to 906 code for a protein of 283 amino acids. The transcript has 2 exons. NCBI's taxonomy places the organism in Eukaryota, Metazoa, Chordata, Mammalia, Carnivora, Mustelidae.